CUUAAUAGCUUUUUAAACCUUGAAAUUUUUCAUGGUUUAUUUCAGUUAUUUAAUUUAUACAUCUAAAUUCUAUUUUGUAAAAUACAGGUUAAAAAAUGGCAAACUCCUCUGCCUCGAAGGCCUUCACUGCACUUUCCAGUCUCCAUCCAAGUAUGGCUAAUGUGAAAAUAAUCGGUAUAGUAAUUGGGAAAACAGACGUCAAAGGCUUUCCAGACAGAAAGAAUAUUGGAUCAGAAAGAUACACGUUCAAUUUCACCAUUCGAGACUCGCCAAGCCACUUUGUCAAUGUGACAUCCUGGGGCAAUGAAGACCACAUUAAGUCCCUCUCUGGCAGCUUCCGGGUCGGCGAGUGUGUGAUCAUUGAAAAUCCCCUGAUCCAAAGAAAAGACAUGGAGAGAGAGGAGCGAUUCAUUCCUACCACUCCGAGUGAGUGUAAACUACUGCUCAGCGAGAAUCACUCAACUCUGAAAGUUUGUCCGGAUUAUGAAGUGGACAGCAAGCUGCUUUGCUUGGUCCACUUACCUGUUAAGGAGUCACGUGAUUACUAUGCCUUGGGUGACAUUGUUGCCAAUGGACACACACUGGAUGGGAGGAUUGUUAAUGUGCUGGCCGCUGUGAGGUCGAUUGGAGAGAAAAAACACUUUACAACUUCCGAUCGAAGAAAGGGCCAGAGGUGUGAAGUCAGACUCUUCGAUGAGACAGAGUCCUCGUUCCCCCUGGCGUGUUGGGAUAAUGAGUCCAUUCUGCUUGUCCAGAGCUGGAUUCCAGGAGAAACAGUAAUAUUUGCCGCAGAUGUAAGAAUAAGUUUUGACAAAUUUAGAAACUGCAUGACAGCAACCAUCAUCUCAAAAACCAUUAUUACAACUAACCCAGAUACACCAGAAGCUAACAUUCUACUGAAAUUUAUAAAAGGAAAUAAAGAAGCAAAUGUCUUGGAUGAUGAAAUUGACAGUUAUUUGAGAGACUCCAUAAAUGUGAGUGCAGUCGUUGAUGUGUAUACGGUGGAACAGUUGAAGGCGAAGGCGUUGCAGGGUGAAGGGAAAGCCGAGCCAUUCUGUGGCCUUCUUUAUGCUUACAUUUCUACGCUCAACAUCGACGGCGAAUCUGCAAAAGUGGUGCGACACAGGUGCUCUGCCUGUGGUUACAUUGUAAAUGAGGCAUCCAACACGUGUCCAACUUGCCACAAAGAUUCUUUGGGCUGCAGGCCGCUGUUUGCCAGCUUUGACAUGCUCGUAGACCUGACUGACCACACAGGCACGCUCCAGUCCUGUGGCCUCUCGGGAAGUGUCGCUGAGGAGACCUUUGGCUGCACGGUAAAUGAGUUUCUCGCAAUGACAGAUGAACAGAAAACAUCAUUAAAGUGGAAACUUCUUUUGGAAAGAAGCAAAAUUUAUUUAAAAUGUGUCUUCUCACCCCGAGCCAGGGCUGGGCUCAGAGUCAGCAUUCUCUCCUGUGUGCCGGCAGACCCCGCCGAGGCGAGCAGGAACCUCCCUGGGCAAGGCCGUUUCUGACCUUGGGUCAUUUCAAACUUGAGAAGUGUGGGUGCCUCGCUCUCCUGGAAACAGAAGAUUAAUUUGAAAAUGAUGGGAAAAUAUAUUUUGUUUACAUGUG
Ochotona princeps (American pika) is the source of this 1611-nucleotide messenger RNA. RefSeq names its product meiosis specific with OB-fold (gene MEIOB). The transcript has 13 exons. Bases 96 to 1511 code for a protein of 471 amino acids. The record is from RefSeq and is a predicted model, not a curated record. NCBI's taxonomy places the organism in Eukaryota, Metazoa, Chordata, Mammalia, Lagomorpha, Ochotonidae. Gene Ontology annotation, molecular function: single-stranded DNA 3'-5' DNA exonuclease activity; single-stranded DNA binding. Gene Ontology annotation, biological process: resolution of meiotic recombination intermediates.